This is a messenger RNA of Branchiostoma floridae (Florida lancelet), 2641 nucleotides long. RefSeq names its product prostaglandin E synthase 2-like. The transcript is spliced from 6 exons. NCBI's taxonomy places the organism in Eukaryota, Metazoa, Chordata, Leptocardii, Amphioxiformes, Branchiostomatidae. Bases 44 to 1237 code for a protein of 397 amino acids. The record is from RefSeq and is a predicted model, not a curated record. Gene Ontology annotation, molecular function: prostaglandin-E synthase activity. Gene Ontology annotation, cellular component: mitochondrion.
UCUUGCUGGUUUGCGGCAGCAGAGGUUACGCAAGUGACCCAAGAUGGCCGCCAGCGUGUGGAACUCGUGUCGUAACGUCGGACAAAAGUUCGUUUUUACACCGCUCCUGCGAAACUGCUCGCAGUGCGGUGUCGCCCAGAGUUCCAAGACGAGUCUCAGACCACUUAAAGAUGCAGGGAUCCAGAGAAGAGAGCUUUCUUCCCGUACGAACGGUCCUGGAAGUGGCGGACAGUGGUUGAGACUUGGCCUGGGUGUCGCAGGUCUGACAGCGGUGUCAGGGGCCGGUUAUAUCACCUACAAAUAUCGGCAGGCCAUGGCUACUACUGCAGACGGGCCCGUCACAACGGCACAGUGCCAGAGUUCGGUGGACCUCCCCCCCAUGAAGGUCACCCUGUACCAGUACCUGACCUGCCCGUUUUGCUGCAAGACCCGCGCCUUUCUGGAGUACUACGGGAUCGACUUCCAGGUCGUAGAGGUCAACCCCCUCUCCAGGAGAGAAAUCGGCUGGUCGGACUACAAGAAGGUUCCCAUUGUUAUUGUGGAGCUGGAUGGGAAAGAUGACAAACAGCAACUUAAUGAUUCCUCAGUGAUCAUCAGUAUCUUAAAGACAUUCAUGGUGAACACCCACAAGGACCUGGACAACAUAGUUAGCUACUAUCCCCUCAUGGUGACUCAGGAUGCCAACGGGAAGGAAGUCAGGGAGAUCGCCAACAAGCACUGGGUCAUGGUGGACCUGGAGACCAUGAGUGAGGAGUAUGGCAAGAGGAGAAGAGCGGAGGUGAAGUGGAGAAAGUGGGUAGACGACCACUUCGUCCACAUGCUGGCCCCCAACAUCUACCGCUCCCAGGCCGAGGCUCUCCAGGCGUUUGACUACAUCACCAACGUACAGAACUUUGGGCCCUGGGAGAAGUGGGCAGCCAAGUACGGAGGCUCUGCCAUCAUGUGGACAAUAGCAAAGAGACUGAAGAGCAAGUACCAGCUGAAGGACGAUGUGCGAGAGUCGCUGUAUGAUGCUGCUAACGAAUGGCUGAAGGGUGUCGGCAAGAAGAAGUUCAUGGGAGGGAGCCAGCCCAACCUGGCGGAUCUGGCAGUUUAUGGGGUGCUGAGCAGCAUCGAGGACUUCGAUACCUUCAGGGACUUGAUGGAGAACACUAAGAUGAGACCCUGGUACGAGCGCACCAAGAAAGCCGUGAAAACCCAUGCCGGAGCGAACACAACACAUGUACAUGCACCAUAAUGAAGACUGCUGCGCGUUUGCUUAGACCCUCAUACAUGUAGUACCAAGAGACAUAUAGGGCAGCAAGUCUCCUUAUACCCCCUCACAUUAGGCGAAAAUCGAUCAGACGACGAGUCUGCGAGCUCUAAAUUACGAGGAGGCAUGACCCUGACGGGAAGGGGGGAAGUCUGCCAUUUCUUCGUCGGCAGCAGGGUCAUGCCUCCUCGUAAUUUAGAACUCGCAGACUCGUCGUCCGAUCAAUUUUUGCCUAAUGUGAGGAGGGUAUUACUGUUUCAGUAGCAGGGUAUUUCUGUACAGGGAGGGGUUGCAAGCCCUUCCCCUUUAAUGUGCUUGAGGCACCACCUAGAGAAUGGGACCCCCUUUUUAUCAAUUUAUGUCCCUCUGGAAAGAUAGGUGCAGCCCCAACUUAGAUGCCCUACCCAGGAUUGAACUAGGGUCUGUUUGGAACCUGGAGCUCAACUGAGGCUGCUCCCAGUUGAACUACAGGGACAUCCUAAGACCACAUAUACUCAGAUUUAGAUUGGAUAUGGCCACACCAAUUUCAGUUGUUGGUUUUCGAAUUUAAGAUAAGAAUGCUGAACUGACAGAUCACCAAAAACUCUGAGUCUGAGAUGAAUAUCUAUACCUUUGUACGCCUUACAUACAGUUUUAGAUAGUGGAUAAAUUCAGGUGCAAGUUUUGCUUCCAACAUUAUGUACCCUGCAAAACUGAAGAAUUGUUUUAACUGCAAUAGUCCAUUCCCCUGAGAUUGAAAACGGGUGUAUGCUAGCCUGACUAAAAUCGCGCCCCUAGCGGCCGGCCUUACAAUUGCCACCGCUGGGGAAGGGGUCGAGAGAUUGUGUAAAUACAGGCUAGGGUGUAUGCCAUCCCAUGUAAAGCUAAUAGGCUUUGCUGUCUUCCACUGCUGAGUGUGCAAAACUUAGCUUAGCAGUUAGUGAUUUCAUGGCAGCUUCAUGUUGUGUCCUUGGGAAAGGCACUUAACAUGACUUUCCUCACUCCAUCUAGCUGUAGAAAUGGGUAGAAAAGGGAGAAGAGGAAUGGGCUCCGCUUUUCAAUACUGUGCCCUAGACGCUGCCUCAAUCAGUGACAUAAAAAAGGCAUGCAACGGGACUCCUAGUACAAUGUAUCUGUACCUUUUAGGCAUGAACUGAAGAUACAUCCUUUCUAUGUUACAUAGGAACACAAAGGAAUGUGAUGGACACUACUUUAUUUGUGAGACAUAGUUUCAAGCUCUGCAUGCAAAUGAAUUGUACAUAUAAAGUUAGUAUGGCUCAUGGCAAAAUUGCUAUGUACAACUCUCAGGUUGACUAUUGGUUUUGCAUAGUAGCAGAGAUGUUGAAUGUACUGAACUAUUGAAACCUGAAUGUUACCUUUAUGAGUGUGGCAUAAAGCUUUUUUGAUAUA